AUGUCGGCCGGCGGAGCACCAGUUCCGCCGCCUCCGAAUCCCGCCAUGUCCUUCCCAGCGCCGCGGGUCACCCUGCCCGCCGGCCCCGACAUCCUGCGGACCUACUCGGGCGCCUUCGUGUGCCUGGAGAUUGUGUUCGGAGGACUCGUGUGGAUCCUAGUCGCCUCCUCCAAUGUUCCUCUACCUCUGUUGCAAGGAUGGGUCAUGUUUGUGUCUGUGACAGCUUUCGUCUGUUCCCUUCUCUUCCUGGGCGUGUUCCUCUCUGGCGUGGUGACUCAGAUUAAUGCCAAUUGGAAUUUCCUGGACUUCGCUUACCAUUUCACAGUCUUUGUAUUCUACUUUGGAGCCUUUUUGCUGGAGGCAGCCACCACGUCGCUGUACGACCUACGCUGCAAUAGAACCAUGACUGUGCAGCCACUCCUGAGUGAUAACCAGUAUAACAUAAACGUGGCGGCCACAAUUUUUGCCUUUGUGACGACAGCUUGUUAUGGUUGCAGUUUGGGUCUGGCUUUACGAAGAUGGCGACCGUAA
Budorcas taxicolor (takin) is the source of this 531-nucleotide messenger RNA. RefSeq names its product mal, T cell differentiation protein 2 (gene MAL2). The transcript has 4 exons. Gene Ontology annotation, molecular function: structural constituent of myelin sheath. The record is from RefSeq and is a predicted model, not a curated record. Gene Ontology annotation, biological process: myelination. Gene Ontology annotation, cellular component: membrane. Lineage: Eukaryota; Metazoa; Chordata; Mammalia; Artiodactyla; Bovidae. Bases 1 to 531 code for a protein of 176 amino acids.